Dracunculus medinensis (Guinea worm) is the source of this 1488-nucleotide messenger RNA. Lineage: Eukaryota; Metazoa; Nematoda; Chromadorea; Rhabditida; Dracunculidae. The record is from the annotation of a GenBank genome assembly.
AUGUCAAGAAUCCAACAAACUAAAUUUUAUUCUCGUGAUGUAAAGAGGUUAACGAAUAAGGCUGCGAUGAAAUCCUACAGUUCGAUGAAUAAAGGAGAUAACAAAUCACCAGUUAGAAGAAGCUUGCAUGAACUUAUCAAGCAGGACAAAUAUGAAGCAUCGCAGCUACGUAUUAAACGUUCAGUUUUACUCAAUACUCAAAAAGCACAUAUGAUCAGAAAAAAACAAAAAAACGAAUAUUAUGGAAAAAACCUAGUAAAAUUGCGAAAAAUCAGGGAUUAUUUCAUUCAAAUUGAUGAGAUCAAUGCAUAUGUUAAGAAAAUGAAUGAUGAAAAUAUACGGUUCUUACGAAGAGUUAAUUUUCCAGUAGAAAGUGUUGUCAAGGAUAUUAGCGGUGCGCACGAAAAUGAAUUACUCAAAGAUAUCGUAUUUACACUGAAUUCAUUUUUGGGAAAAAGAAAUGAGGAAAGUAUCUCGAUUUUAUCACCAAAAUUAUUUUCCUUUGCUCGAAGUGAUAGCAAUCGUUCAAAAGUUCUAUCGCCAACUCUCUUCAGUUUUAGACGUGAAGGCUUAUUUUCUAUUCCAGAAUUAGUUGCACUAAUUGGUACUAAUUUUCCGAUGGUGAGUGACAAAGAUGAUGCGAAUAGUCAACUCUUGGAUUUUAUCAUUGACAUAACGGGUGCUUCGACGAUUUUGGAUAAGUUAUAUAGUUUAUUGGAGGAUGAUAUCAGGGAAAUUGAUGAAAUAAAAUAUCCACUGGUUCAACGUCUCAUCCAAAAUGGUCGAAACUGGAUUACGGUAACUGAAUCUUAUACAGGUUCCAAUUCAAAUGACUCAAUUAGGCUAGUUUCAGAUAAGCAAAAGUGGGAUAUAAGAAGUCGAGGUUAUACUUACCUCGAACCAUUUCAACUCAACGUUCUUUAUGAUUAUCAAGAUCUACAGUCUCUGCAACUCGAUUUGAAUAGUUAUGGAAAUAUGAGUGAAACUGAACGAGAAGAACGAUCAGAAUGGCAAAUUCGUUGCUUAGCCUCUUUAUCGAAUGAUAAUGAUCGACAAUAUAGAAGUCGCCAAAAACGGCAAGGCGUGCCAGAAGAUCUUAGUGAUCAGCUUAUUAUUCUUCGUCCUUUUGCUUUCGCCAAUUUUCUUGCUCAUGGCAUAGCAUUUGAAGUGCACCUAUUAUCACCAAGUGCUUUUAUUAAUGAAAUUUUACUUCCGCAAGCUUUCAUUGUAAGCAUACUUUCUCCUCAUUUAGCAUCAGAUGAAGGUGUCGGUAUGUUAAUACUCAGCCCACACAUAAUGUCACCAAGAAUAUUAAGCAAAGAUUUCAUGCUUGUUGAAGUUUGUUGUUUUUUGAGUAUUCAAUUUUGGGAUACAAUGCAUGUUCUAUCGCCAGAAAUAUUCGAAGCACCAGAAUCUGAAAAAACUGAAUCCAAAAGUGAUGGAAAUGAAGAAUCACAUGAAAAUACCGAAAACAGCAAAUUUUACUAG